CCACUAACCGGGCGGCGUGACAGGUGGCAGGUGCCAUCGCUGAGCGGCACAUGCCAGCGCGGCCCGUUUCCAGACGGCGGAGCUGCCAGAUGCCAGUCAGGGACUGACGGGUGUUUAAGAGUAGGAGCAGAAGCGGAGCUCUUCAGCAUACGGAGAUCAUCAUCAUCAUCAUCACCACCAUCACCGCUGUGAAAGUCUGUUUCUCUAGAACUCAGCAUGUCGCAUAAAAACACUGAACGAUGUGCAGAAAUUUCGAGGAUCUGUGGAAUUUAAUUUCAGCUUUAACCCGAGAUUUAGAGAAGUGGACGUGUUUACUACUGUAUUAAACUGUAGGAUGGGAUCGGAGCAGUAAGAGUGAGGGGAAAGUGAAGACUGUGAACAGAAGUGUGUGUCUCUGUCCCUGUGUGUCUCUGUGGUGGUCUCCGCCCACCCAGCCGCUCUGAGCUGAGCUGAUCUGACCUGACGGGGCUGCGCUGAAGCUCCGUCCUCCACUCUGCGCGGAGUCCAUGGAGCGGGAUGGCGCCGUUCCCCGAUGAGGUGGACGUGUUCACCGGGCCGCACUGGCGGAUGAAGCAGCUCGUCGGCCUCUACUGCGACAAGCUGUCGAAGACGAACUUCUCCAACAACAAUGAUUUCCGCGCGUUCCUGCAGACGCUCUGUGCCACCUUCAAGGUGUUCAAGAUACACGAGCAGAUCGAAAAUGAAUACAUAAUCGAGCUGCUGCAGCAGCGCAGCCGCACCAUCUACAACGUGCACUCCGACAACAAGCUCUCCGAGAUGCUCUCGCUCUUUGAAAAAGGGCUCAGGAAUGUCAAGAGUGAGUGUGAGCAGCUCAACUAUGCACGGCAGCUGAAGGAGCGGCUAGAGGCCUUCACACAGGACUUCCUCCCUCACAUGAAGGAGGAAGAGGAGGUGUUCCAGCCCAUGCUGAUGGAAUACUUCUCCUAUGAGGAGCUGAAGGCCAUUAAGAGGCAGGUGAUAGCGCAGCACUGCAGCCAGCAAUGGGACAAGGCUGAGGAGGUGCUGAAGGGAUUAAAUCUCUGGAGCCAGGCUGAGGAGCUGCACAAGGCCUUCAAAUACUCUGAUCAUGAGAAGACCGAGGAUGCAGAGCGGGAGAAUCGCACGUACACACACAUCUCGGCCCUGCCGGAGGAAGUCUUGGUGCGGCUUUUCCAGUUCCUGGGACCGGAGGACCUGUGCCGCUGCAGCCAGGUGUGCAGUACCUGGGCACAGGUAGUUAAAACGGGUUUACUCUGGAGACACCUGUACCCAGUCCGCUGGGCCAGAGGUGAUUAUUACUGUGGUGGCCCUGGGGAGCUGGACCAGGAUCCAGAUGAGGAGUGGGUUCGGAACCUGGAAGAGGAAGGGCGAGCCUAUCAGGAGUGGGACGAGGAUGCGGAUGUUGAUGAAUCAGAAGAAGCAUGUGAGGACUCUCUGGCCAUUAGUACAGUGCGCAGAGAGAAGAAGUUAUUGAAUGGAAUGAUCCAGAACCUUCUCCCGGCCGUGGGGCCCUCAGUACGCACCGUUAGCCUGGCUUACAGCGCUGCUGUGUCCAGCAAAAUGGUGCGUCAGAUCCUCAGUCUGUGCCCAAACCUUACACACCUGGACCUCACACAAACUGAUAUCACAGAUUCAGCUUUUGACAGUUGGGCACAGCUGGAAGCAUGUCGCUCACUUGAACAUUUGGACCUAUCGGGCUGCGAAAAGAUCACUGAUCACACUCUGAAGAGACUGUCCCUGGGAUUAGGUGACCUGACUCUACCCAAGAACAGCCCUGAACGCAGAGCCAAACUUCUGAAGGGCCCAUCCUCUCCCAUCAGACUUCUGGACGAGCACUCUGCUUAUGCAAUGGAACGCACCCGGCAGGCUCUGAUCUUUAAGCGGAGGCCUGGUGGGCAGGGCAUGGCCUGCAGCCCCGUUUGGGUUUUGGAUCCAGCUGAGCUGGCUGACAUCGAGGAUGCAGUUGAUAGGAGCAAACGUGGAGGUGUGACUGCGCAGGAUGAGGGGCGUGGUGGCAUUUUAGAGCUGCAGGCAGGAGGUGGGUCUUGCUGCUGCAGGAGAAGCAGGAGGCGGAGCUACAGGACUGGUGCUGAUGCAGGUUCCUCCUACUGGCAGCAUCUUUAUGGCUCUCUGCAAUGUGGUCAUUCUACAUGCUGCAGUUCAGACACUGCGAUCAGGACAGUGAGUGGAGCGCAGUGUGAGCCCCAGGCCACAGGGGGCAGCGAUGGAUUUCGGACUAAAUGCCUUUCUGAAGGCGACUCGAGGACUAAUCAGUCAGGAGCCUGUCGAGCUCUCAGGUUCCUCAGCCUGUCAGGAUGCUAUCAGGUCACAGAUCUUGGUCUGAGGUGUCUGUCUCAGGGAGGAGGGCUCCCCCUGCUGGAGCAUCUGAAUCUCUCAGGCUGUCUGUUCAUCACUGAGGUGGGACUGCGGGAGCUGGUGUCUGUCUGCCCCUCACUCAACGACGAACACUUCUACUACUGCGAUAACAUCAACGGUAACGCACACACACAACUGCUACGUAACUGUAACUUGUUAGCCAGUCUAACACACUGCCCUGCACUUAAAGAUACGUUUACACACACGCGUCUUGUUUGGAGCUUUCCAGUUUUCCUUCAGGACUGAUGUGCUAAAACACAUUAGUCUGUAUGUAAUAAUGGGCAGGUCUGCUACUGUAAUUACACCUGUAGAAAGUGGCACACUGUGUUCUCUGGUUUUGAUAAGCAUGGCACAAUUACUGCAUUCAGUAUGAACCACUUAAGAGCAAUGUGAUGAAUGAAUGAUUAUAUCUGUGUAUCUCUCUAUCUGUCUGUCUAUAUAGAUAUAUCUGUAUAACUACUCUUUUUGUCUGUCUAUCAGCCAUCAGUAGUCUGUGAUUAAUCGUUAACCAACAAGCGUAAAAUGAAUGCCACAACUCUGGUUCUUAUGCAGAUAGUUCAGGUUUUGGAAUCUGUUUGGCUGAGCCACAUUCAAGGCCAUUUACUUUAUCUGCACUCGCCAUUCAGUGCUAAUAAACUAUAGUUUAAGUGACCCUUAUUAGUCCCACAAUGGGGAAAUUUCACCUCUGCAUUUAACCCAUUCGUGAACUGAAACACCACAUACACUCUCUAAUGAGCACACACACUAGGGGGCAGUGAGCACACUUGCCCAGAGCGGUGGGCAGCCCAAUCCGCAGCACCUAGUUGGGGGUUGGGUGUCUUGCUCAAGGACACCUCAGUCAUGUGCUGUCGGCUCUAGACAGCAAUGCUGAGAGGUGGAGCCAGGCAUACCACAAAUUUUGAAACCAUCAGCUGCCCUUCCAAUUGUAUGGAAGGUUCAUAAUGAAUGGACAAACAGAAAUGAUCCAAAAUUACUUAAAUAGAAUAAAUUUUGUCUAUUAACGUCCAGUGUAUGUUUUUGGAGAUCCAAGUUCAUUUCAGUAAAUGUCUUGUUCAUUUUUAAAUGAUUAAAAGCUUAAAGAUUUCAGAAAUGACUGAACUGUUUAAUCAUGGCUUACUAGCAGCUCUAUAUUCUACUAGCCCAAGUCAAAACGAACAUCAAUGCCAUACCUGGGGCAACCUUGGGUCAGUGUAUCUCAGUAACUCUGGACGUUCGUAGUUGUCUGUUUUAGUGCUUGCAGAUAUUUCCUUUGAUAUGGUACAUUUGUUGCAACUAUUGCCUGUGUGCUUAAUUUAAAGCGUUACUCAACUUGAAUGAUAAACCUGCCCAUUCAAAUAGGAGCUGUUUAUUUACUGGAAACGGUGGAACAUUGAUUGGAAACAGUACAACAGCGAUGGUUUAUUUGUUGGUUAAUGAUUAAUAUUUUACGUGCUUAAUUGAAACAUUUAGCUCUAGAAUUUUUUUUGUGAAUUUUUUAGGUAGUUUAUAAGAGUUUCUGUUGUAGAAAUAUAACUUUGUGUAGAAAUGUAUUUUCUGUUUGAUGAAUAAAUGGUGUAAUUAGUGCUUAACCCAGCUCUCAUGCAACACUGGCCUUGUGUGCGAGAUGCUGAUGGGUGUACAGUACCUCAAGGUAAGUAUAAAGAAACUCUCUAGAACCAGGCAGGCUGACAUUUCAGCAUUUCUAAAGCACUACUUCACUUCCACUUUGUCCAGUGGAUGAAUACCUUUAUAAUGACAACUGAACUGCGCAACUAGACAAGCUGCCUUCUUUGUUUACACAGUGGCCUCUGUUAGCCAUUAAAAGUAAAACAUUAAAGUGGAAUAUUCCAAGUUGUUUUUUUAUUAUUCGUCUCAGAUUUCCUUGGUGAUAUGAGUCCAGGGGUUGAUAUGUUUACAAUGCCAUUUUAUUUAUUUAGUAUUUGUGCAUAGUUUUGAUAAUUAUUAAAUAGUGGUACAUUUACUUUGCUGUGCUAUUUGCCUGGGAACACUCUUGCAUAUAAUCUCUGAAUAGAUUUUAAAAAUACCCUUUAGACCAAAACCUUGUCAAAACUAUUGUUAAACAGUGUCUGACAUCAGGCAGCGAAUGCAUCACAAUUCAUGUAAAAGUUUCCUGUGUGAUAGCUUUUAGAGACGUUAACCUUUCAGGCAUCUGAUACCCAUCACUACCACUGUGAGCAAUUCUGUCUCUUUCUAGUUUCUCUAGAACAGAGCAUUUCACAGCAAACCUCUCUGAGUGACAGCUUAAUGAUUUAACUGUGCAGAAGUUUAGAAUAAUCUGUGGAAUUCCCUAUUAAAUAGAAAAAAUAGUGAGAGUUUUAUGUCAUCAUCCAGGGAAUCAUCUGAUUUUAAAUUUGUCGCAUCAAAGAAAUACACUGACCUGCUACUUCAUUAUGAAAGGCCUCCUAGGAUCUGCACACACUGUCCAUUUGAUCAGCUCCACGCUACAAAGUGUAGUCCAUCCAUUUCUUUGCAUGCUUUGUUAGCCCCCUUUUACCCUGUUCUUCAAUGGUCAGGAACCCUACAGGACCACCGUAGAGCAAGUGUUAUUUGGGUGGUGGAUCAUUCUCAGCACUGCUGUAACACUGACGUGGUGGUGGUGGUGUGUUAAUGUAUGUUGUGCUGGUACAAGUGGAGCAGUCACAGCAGGGCUGCUGGAGUUUUUCAACACUGUGUUCACUCACUGCCCACUCUGUUACUCUCCUUCCUUGUGGUCACAGGACAUUUGUUGGUAGGUUAUUUUUGGUUGGUGGACUAUUCUCAGUCCAGCAGUGACACUGAUGUGUUUUAAAACUUGACCAGCGCUGCUGUGUCUGAUCCCCCCACCCAAAUAAUGCCUGUUCUGUCCUAUGGGAGUCCUGACCACUGAAGAACAGAGUAAAUGGAGACUUACAAAGUAUUCAGAGAACCAGAUGGACUACAGUCUGUAACUGUAGAACUACAAAGAGAACCUAUGUAGUAAGUGGAUCUGAUUAAAUGGACAAUGAGCGUAGAAACGAAGUAUGUAAUGAAGUGGCCGGUCAGUGUGUAUUUAAAAGAAUUUUAAAUUAUUUAUUAGUUAUUCUGUUCCAGGCAUUGAUGUGGAUGUCUAACUUCUGUCUUUUUCCUCUACCUCUCUGUUUUUAUCCCUCUUUCUCUACAGGUCCCCACGCUGAGACGGCUAGUGGAUGUCAGAAUCUGCAGUGUGGCUUCAGAGCCUGCUGUCGCUCUGGAGAGUGAUCAUUCCCUCUUUCCUUCUCCCACCAAGUGUUUCCCUGCACUUUCAUUUGCUCAUUGCUCCUCUUUUCCCCUUUUAUUUUUCUUUUGCUUAUUCCUGUGUUCUCCUCUGUCUUUAAACAGUGCUCCAGUGUUUUUAACCUGGUAUCUAUCUACUAGAUCGUAGUGUUGUAGCAUCAAUUUCCACCGACUUCAAAUUCCGAAUGUUUAGCUGUACCUAGAAAACCCAUUGGCUUAAAACAAGAGAACCCAUUGUUAAGUUGCUAAAUUCUGUGAGUGGCCAUAUAGUACAAAUUCCAAACUGCAAACUUCAUCCUUCUGGGGUUUGGGAUGAGAGAGACAUAAAGGGAUUUCUUGGAAAGUUAUAUCAAACUUUUGACCACUGGAGCAACACAGUAAAAGUAAUUCCAGUCAUUGUAGGUUUCCUGCAGCCUGAUUCUGUGGCAGUCAGCCUCAGCCUUUACACUGGUAACGAAUUACCACAUAUUCAUCCCUCUGGAAAACUAGCCCCAACUCUGAAGGAACAAAUAUACACAUUUUACAAAAACUUUUGAUUGAAUAAUUCAUAGAAGUGUUGUUUUAGCAUAAACCUUAACUGACCGGAUUUAGCAACUGCCCAAUUUAGUCAUUCGAGUGUGCAGUUAUUUUCUUAUUUUUUGACCGUACACUACCAGUGGACAGACAUUGGGUUGAAAAGAAGUUGAGAAUUUCCAUCUUUCUCCUCCUAAUCUUCACUGCUCUUCUCUCGCAUGCUUUUUUUUUUUUUUUUUUUGUUGUUGUUUUUUUUUCCCCUCUCGUUCCUUCAUUCUCUGUUGUCUCUUGUCCCGUUGCACCUAAUCGUUUGCACUUUAAAAUUUGGAGUGCCUCCUGGCUGUACUCUGUCACACAUGGGAUAGUCUCCAUCGAAAGAGACACUAAAUGGAGUUUUAAAAAAAGAAAGGAAAAAAGAAGUUUCUUUCUCGCCACUAAGAAAAUUCUUAGUGGCGCUAUGCUCUUCUGAGCGAUUGUACUGUUUAAAGAUGAUAACAUGUACGUUUUGUAGAUGAUUGUGUUAUUGAAGUUAUUGAAGAUCAUGUUUGGGAUUUGGAAAGGACAGGUUGCUGUUUGAUCCUAAUUUUGAGUGCUUCAAGGAAGUGUAACUUUCAGCACAAAGUUCUUGCAUCUUCAUUUUUGUUUUCUUUUUUUUUCCAUGGCAGUGAUAGCUCACAAAGCUGUAGACCUAUCCUGUAGACUCUGCCUAGUGAACAUGUAUGACUCCCUGCCUUGCGAUUACUGUACAGUUCCUUUGGCUUUGCUGCUUCUGUAAACAUGUGCUUGGCUUCCUUUCUCAUUCACGCAGACCUUGCAUAAGGAAGACCACUGGAGGGCACUUUGUCCUUGGGUUAAGCCUGGUUUAGGAUUGCAUUGCAUUGUCUGUUGUAAGUAAUUAAAUAUAUACGCAAACAC
Molecule: messenger RNA, 7035 nt
Organism: Pygocentrus nattereri (red-bellied piranha)
Lineage: Eukaryota; Metazoa; Chordata; Actinopteri; Characiformes; Serrasalmidae
Gene: fbxl5
Product: F-box and leucine-rich repeat protein 5
Exons: 10
Coding region: 517-2622 (701 amino acids)
Biological process (GO): SCF-dependent proteasomal ubiquitin-dependent protein catabolic process; intracellular iron ion homeostasis
Cellular component (GO): SCF ubiquitin ligase complex
Molecular function (GO): protein binding
Source: RefSeq, a predicted model, not a curated record